Drosophila erecta is the source of this 3742-nucleotide messenger RNA. RefSeq lists its product as uncharacterized. Gene Ontology annotation, cellular component: nucleus. Gene Ontology annotation, molecular function: protein binding. The record is from RefSeq and is a predicted model, not a curated record. The transcript has 7 exons. The coding region runs from base 300 to 3707 and encodes 1135 amino acids. Gene Ontology annotation, biological process: regulation of transcription by RNA polymerase II. NCBI's taxonomy places the organism in Eukaryota, Metazoa, Arthropoda, Insecta, Diptera, Drosophilidae.
UUUUUUUUCGGUGUUUUUGUGUAAUGUGCAAAGAGCGCACAAGAAAUAAACGCCACGUUUGAAAAUGCAUGCAUAACGCAUAUAAAGUUCAAGGAAGUCCGAAAGGCCAAGCACAUGAUAUAAAUUAAGGAAAUUGGUCAACAAGCUUAAGAAGAAGAAAAGGAAAUAGGAAAAUUCACUUAGCGACUGAGAUUCGGGAUUUUGUGCAAUAUUUAUCUUUGCCAGCGCGGUGUAAUAUUUGUGUUCUAUUUGCCGCUGCCUGCUGCAUAAGCAAACAGGCAGCGUAAGCUGUCACCGACAUGGGCAGUGAGCAAUACUGCUUGAGGUGGAACAAUUACCAAUCCAACCUGUUAGGGGUGUUUAGUCAAUUACUACAAGACGGGAGCCUGGUGGACGUCACACUAGCUUGUUCAGAGGGCGCAUCCAUCAGAGCCCAUAAGGUGGUCCUCUCGGCUUGUUCCUCGUACUUCCAGAGCCUGUUCCUGGAGCACCCCGACGGACAUCUAAUUGUGAUAUUGAAGGACGUCCGUUUUGCCGAGCUGCAAACCUUAGUUGAAUUCAUGUACAAGGGCGAGGUGAACGUGCAAUAUUGUCAGUUGUCCGCGCUGCUCAAGACAGCCGAAUCCCUCAAGGUCAAGGGCCUGGCCGAGAUGACGAACCAGAACACGACGCUGCGCGAACCGGAACGGGAACCGGACCGCUUGCGUCCGCAAGGCGGCGGCGGCAGCGGCGGAUCCGCCCACAAGGCGGCCGACAGUCCGGCGGCCGCUCUCGAUGCCACAGCGGCCACCCAGGCGGCGACUGCCACGGCAACGGCAACUGCCGCGGCGGCAACAUCGACCUCAACCUCAGCAACAUCUGUGGCGGCAACGGCAGCGGCGGCAGCAGCAGCAGCAGCAGCAUCAGCAGCAGCGACAGCAGCAACAUCUGCGUCCACAACGGCAACAGCGGCGGCGGGGAGUAGUAGUACAACGACUACAACGGCGGCAACCACAACAGCAACCUGUGCCACAGCAGCAACAUCCACGGCAGCAACAUCCUCCUCAUUGUCGGUGACAUCAGCAGCAGCAGCAGGAGCAGCAGCUGCAUCUGGUGUUGCGCACUCGGAGGAGGCGACCUCGUCAUCAUCGUCAACCGGCGGGCAGAAGCGGGAGGCUAGCGAUCGCAGCAGUCCCACGCCCGCCAAACGAUCCUCGCGAAUGCAGCCGGCGGACAAGGAGGAUGUGGCGGAGGAUCGGGAACAGGAGCAACACCAGGCGGACGCGCUGCUGAGCGAGAAGCUGCUCGGUCGCAACUUAAAGGAUGAGGAGGAGGACGAUGUGGAGGAGGUGGAUGAGCUGGAUGAGAACGAGGAGACGAUGCUGAGGGAGCGCGAAGACGACGAGGACGAUGAGGAUGAGGAGGAGGACACGCCCAUGCCGCUGGAUCUCUAUCAAAGACCAAAUGUCGAGCCAAAAAGCGCCGCCGCAGCAGCAGCAGCAGCAGCAGCGCAGCAGGGCGGCAGCAACAGCCUCAGCGGCAGCAGCAACUCCUGCCACACCAACAGCAGCGGCAACAAUAAUAAUAAUAACAACAACAAUAACAACAACAACUCCAGCAGCAACAACAACAACACUAAUAGUGGGAAAACCUCAGCGGCCAGCAAUGGCGGCACAGCGACGAGCGGCGGCGCAGCGGACUCCGUGGUUGCGGUGGAUGACGACGACGACGACGAUGGCGACCAUCACCACCAGCGACAGGUGAUGGACGAUCGACUGGUGCAAGAUGUGAACGAUGAGGACCUGGACGAUGAUGUCGUGGUGGUGGGCCCUGCCACCGCGAUGGCCAGGGGCAUUGCCCAGCGGCUGGCCCACCAGAACCUGCAGCGUCUCCAUCACACGCACCACCAUGCGCAGCACCACCAGCAUCCGCAGCACCACCACCACCACCACCAUCCGCCGCACCACCAGCAGCUCCAUCCGCACUCGGAUGACGAUGAUGCCAUGCCCGUGAUUGCCAAGAGCGAGAUCCUCGACGAUGACUACGACGAUGAGAUGGAUCUGGACGAUGACGAUGAGGCGGACAACAGCAGCAACGAUCUGGGUCUCAACAUGAAGAUGGGCAGCGGUGCGGGUGGCGGCGGCGGUGGCGUGGACCUGUCCACCGGCUCCACAUUGAUACCCUCGCCAUUGAUCACCCUGCCAUCCUCAUCGGCGGCGGCAGCAGCGGCGGCGGCAGCUGCAGCAGCGGCGGCCAUGGAUUCGCAACGCUCCACGCCGGCCAUGUCGGCGGCCCAGGCGGCUGGAGCAGGCGCUUCGGACCUCAGUAUUGGUGGCUCCGGCGGUCGACCGGCGUCCAGGAGCUCGCGCGACGGCGGCGGCGGCGGCAACGAUGGCGGCAGGGGAGGAGCAUCCUCCUCCAGCCUGCUGAGCCCGGGAACCGUGGCCAAUCUCCUGCCCGUGCAAUCGGUGCCAUUGAGUCUCAAGAAGGAGAUCGAUUGCAGCGAGGACGACAACAGCAGUCACAGCAGACACAUGCAACAGCGUUCGGCAUCAGCUGGCGGCGGCCUGGGCGGCGACCUUGACUACCGCGCCUCCCACGAGUCGGAAACGUCCGAAUCGCCCCACCAACAACAACAGCCCCCACCACACGCUGUGGGCGUUGGGGCGGGCGGUGGCUCAGCGGCCGCAGCAGCUGCCGCAGCAGCCGCCCUGCUGCAUCAGCAGCAACAGCAGCAGCCCCCGCACAGCCCCCCGCCGCCGCCCCUGCACAUGUUUUCGUGCAUCUACUGCCGCUUGGCCUUCCCCAACCAAUCGAAACUCACCCGCCACCUGCUGACGCACUCGCUGAAGACGCUCGAGUACCGCGAGCCAGCCAACACGGCUCUGCUCCAUUCGCACCUGCUGAGCGAUCUCAACAUGGCCGCCGCCGGCCUACAAUCGCCGUUCGCCUUCCAGAUGAACGCCGCCGCGAUGGCGGCCACUUCCGGCAGCGAUACACAGGAGCAGGUGGCGGCAUUGGCCGCCGCCUUUGGCAUCGACAUGGAGGCGGCCCUCUCGUUGGCCAGCGCCGGCUGUACGUUCCAGAGUUUUACGGCCAGCUGCCUGGAGGCAAGUUCUGGCGGCGGAGGCGGUGGCGGCGGACAGGGUGCGGUUUCCCGCUCGGCGACUUCCGCCGGAAAUGGCGGUGGCCUAAUGCUCGGCAGCGGAAGCGGAAGUGGCGGUGGCACGGGGGCUGCAGCGGCAACGGGUGGCAGCGGCAGCAGCGGCUGUGGUGGCGGUGGUGGCGGUACCGCCACCUCAGGCUCCUUGUCGCCAUCCACGUCCGCCGCAGCAGCAGCGGCGGCGGCAGCGGCGGCCGCUGCACAAUCGCAGUCAGCGGCGCUGCUGGGCGCCGCGUCCAGUGAUCCGAAUAGUGUUGUCAUGUGUAAGUUCUGUGCUAAAAGUUUUCCCGAUGUUACAUCACUGAUCACGCAUUUGUCGGUACAUACAGGUGAUCGACCAUUUAAAUGUGAGUUUUGUGGCAAAGCGUUUAAGCUGCGCCACCACAUGAAAGAUCAUUGUCGCGUGCACACCGGCGAACGGCCGUUCAGAUGUAAUAUGUGCGGGAAAACUUUCUCGCGCUCAACGAUACUCAAGGCGCACGAGAAAACGCAUUUUCCCAAGUACGUGCGCAAGUUUUUGUCACCCAGCAGCCCGGUCGAUACAAAGGAUGAGUUGCCGCAAUAGUGAAACGAUUUUAGUUUGUUAUUAAAUUAUUAUUA